AUGAGUAAGGAACAGAUGAAAGCCUACAAAUUGGCAGCUACGGAGAAGGAGAUUCUGUCUUCAUUGGAUCAUCCAUUUCUGCCGUCUCUGCUUACCCACUUUGAGUCAGAGACUCAUACAUUUCUGGCCAUGGAGUAUUGUUCUGGAGGAGAUAGUAACGUGUUGAGGCAUAGGUUUUACGCGGCAGAGGUGAUUGUAGCGUUGGAGUAUUUGCACGAGAAAGGAAUCGUAUAUCGAGAUCUGAAGCCAGAGAACAUAUUGGUGCAAGAUAGUGGGCACAUAAUGCUCACUGAUUUCGAUAUGUCCCUGCGUCUCAUAUCUGAUCAUGGCGAAUAUAACGAUUGGAAAUCUCGUUCGUUUGUGGGUAGGGAGGAGUACAUCGCACCAGAGGUCCUGUGGGGAAAAUUCCAUUCAUACCCAGUCGACUGGGGGUCUUUCGGCGUCUUUCUAUACGAAAUGAGUCACAGUCAGACACCUUUUAGAGGGUUUAGUCGAAAGGACACCUUUGUGAAUAUUAUGAGCAAGGACCCCUUUUUCUCAUCCUCAUCUUCUCUGGAUGAUCUUAUUCAGAAGCUCCUUGCGAAAGAGCCGACAGAGAGGCUAAACAGAAAGCAAAUAAAAAGCCACCAAUUCUUUUGGGGCAUGUGA
This is a messenger RNA of Cryptomeria japonica (Japanese cedar), 648 nucleotides long. Its product is annotated as protein kinase G11A-like. Bases 1 to 648 code for a protein of 215 amino acids. Gene Ontology annotation, molecular function: ATP binding; protein serine/threonine kinase activity. The transcript has 2 exons. The record is from RefSeq and is a predicted model, not a curated record. Gene Ontology annotation, cellular component: nucleus; cytoplasm; plasma membrane. Gene Ontology annotation, biological process: protein phosphorylation. NCBI's taxonomy places the organism in Eukaryota, Viridiplantae, Streptophyta, Pinopsida, Cupressales, Cupressaceae.